AUGAUCAUGAGCUCUUAUUUGAUGGACUCUAACUACAUCGAUCCGAAAUUUCCUCCAUGCGAGGAAUAUUCGCAAAAUAAUUACAUCCCAGACCACAGUCCGGAGUAUUAUAGCCGGGGCAGGGAGCCCAGCUACCAGCACCACCCGGAGCUGUACCCGGUACCGCGACCCUCCUUCCCCGACCGGCCCUUCGGCUGCGGGGGGCUCCAGGCACCCGGGAACCCGCCACGCUCCAAAGGGGAAGCUCCAGGAGGGCAGCACCUCUCAGAGAAAGCGCAGCAGCUCUGCGAGCAAGCUGCCCUGUCCUCCUCCUCCUCCACCACUCCUUCCCCAGCCCCUCCAGCCUGCAGCCAGCCAAACCCCGAGCAUCCCACCAGCACAGCUUCCAAACAGCCCAUAGUCUAUCCCUGGAUGAAAAAAAUCCACGUCAGUACUGUGAAUCCCAAUUACAAUGGAGGCGAACCCAAGAGAUCCAGGACAGCCUACACCAGGCAGCAGGUUUUGGAGCUGGAGAAGGAGUUUCACUAUAACAGGUACCUGACCCGGCGGCGGCGCAUCGAGAUCGCCCAUUCGCUUUGCCUCUCCGAGCGGCAGAUCAAAAUCUGGUUUCAGAACAGGAGGAUGAAAU
Nestor notabilis (Kea) is the source of this 628-nucleotide messenger RNA. Its product is annotated as homeobox protein Hox-C4-like. The record is from RefSeq and is a predicted model, not a curated record. Lineage: Eukaryota; Metazoa; Chordata; Aves; Psittaciformes; Psittacidae. Gene Ontology annotation, cellular component: nucleus. Gene Ontology annotation, molecular function: DNA-binding transcription factor activity, RNA polymerase II-specific; RNA polymerase II cis-regulatory region sequence-specific DNA binding. Gene Ontology annotation, biological process: regulation of transcription by RNA polymerase II; anterior/posterior pattern specification; embryonic skeletal system morphogenesis.